This is a messenger RNA of Cetraspora pellucida, 171 nucleotides long. The record is from the annotation of a GenBank genome assembly. Lineage: Eukaryota; Fungi; Glomeromycota; Glomeromycetes; Diversisporales; Gigasporaceae.
AUGGAUCUAGAAGAUGUGCUCAAAGAACUUCAAGGUCUUACUAAGAUAGAAGAGAUGCUAAUUGCACAAAUCUUUCUUGUAAUCUCAGUAUAUUGUCUUUAUGAAGGGCAAUAUACAACAAGUGGUUUAGCACAUAGAGAUUUUCAAGUUCAUUAUAUAAAACUUGCAUAG